AUGGACGGGGGCCGCGGCUUCUUCUCCGCCGCCGACUCCACGCUCGACGGAGCCUCUCGUGCAGGAGAUGGAUUGCGUAAUCAGCGCCUGCGCGUCGACACCCGGCUGCGCCAGAAAUCGGCCGCUCCUCAGGAUUUCUUCGCGUCGCUGGGCGUCGACACGACGUCGCAGGACCGCACGACCAGUAGCAGUAGCAGCGCUCGCAGUACGAGCGCGACGACAACGCGGCCGGCGUCUGUAGCAGGCAACGGCGCAACGUCGUUGGCGUCUGGAUGGCGACCACCGCCGAUUGGCGGAUUAGGAAGCCAGCGAGCGGCACCACCGUCGCCUUCCCCGUCUGCUCUGGGGUCGCUCAGCGUCUCGACUAGCAACAGAGGGAGCGCGAUGAGAUCAACUACGUUUACGAGCUCGUCGACGAGCACGAUAAGCAUGACAAGUGGGGGGUCGACCGUUACUCGUGUUACUCCAGCAAGGACCACGGCAUUGCCGUCUGCAAGUGCGGUCGGGGUUAAGUCGAGUGCAGGACCGACGCAGCUGUUCUCGAUGGACGAUGCAGAAGAGCUGUUUAGUGACGACGAGUGGCAGUGCGACUUGCCUCCAGUGGUGCUUCUGGACCCAACAGACGAGACGGAAGUAGAACCAACGGCGACUGCAGCGGCAGCAGUUGCAGAUGACCACGUAACGCAGUGUGAUGAUGACGAUGCGCUCGCGUCAUCGGUUGCGACGUCAAUGGAAAGGCACUCAGGUGUAGAUGAAAUGCACGCUGCCGGUCGUUUCGACACGACAUUUGGAUCGUCCGUCGAUCAAGUUGCGCCUGCAUCGACGCCUAAUGGCUCCGGUACGGACAAAGUGUCGCGCGCUCACAAUCCGUCUAGUGAGAUAAAGUCGCCGUAUCAAGGCGCACAGACUGACGUAGCGACUUUGCCGCCGCGUGCUCUGAAGUCUGCAAGUUCGUUUUCCACGGAAGGGCCGCAGAGCACGUUUGACGCCAAGAGGCACAGUGGUACGCAGCAACCAGCACUCGCACAAACACACGCAGUCUAUGCGCAGCCAUUACCACCUGCUCCGCCUGUGUCGACAACUCCUAGUGGAUUGGAAAGCUCGAGCUAUACAGGACCCCCACGGACAAGCGCUUUCGCUGAACCAUCCGCUUCUCAUGAGCCAUGCCAGCAGGAUGAGCAAUGGGACGAUGGUUGGAAAAGCCUGCAAAAGGAAGACGGAUCCAGGCCAGUUGUGGCGACUAGUUCUUCUCCUGUCCGUAUGACGGCUGCCUUGACAGCGACAACGGUUCGGACAGGCACACAUGUGACGCCUCCAGUAGAGCUGACUAGUCCCGGUGGUGCUGCUGGUGAGUUCUGGGGAGAUGGUGAUGAAGACGAGUUGUUCGCUCAAGACGACCAUGUCGACGAGGAAUGGAAUGGGUCGAUUGAAGAUCAUUCGAACGCGCAGGUGAAUUCGGCUUCGCGCUCUUGUGACAACAUGAGCCGUAUGGAUUUGACUGCGCCUACCUCACCCGAUGGUUCGCUUUCGCGUCAACCGCAACCUUCCUCGUCCGGCCCUGCAUCUGAUGCCCGAAGCACUCAAGAGCGAUUAUUGCCAAAGCAUACAGAACAGAAUGACGUUUCCAGCCAGAUGGCGGAAUCUUUGCCGGAUAUUACUCAGUCGCCCGCGAUACCUUACCUGUUCGAGUCGGAUUCAGCGACAUCCGUUGACGCUGAAAGGUCAACAGUAGCUACGCAAUCGGUGGAGCGUAGCCAAGUGGCGGAAUCGACACCCUCGCCACGUCCCGAACGCUCGCAGUUUUCGGGUGCAAUUGCUGGAUCGGCCAGCCAAGGCAACGACGUCAACGUCUUUCCGGAAGCGCCGCGUAGUGCUCGGUUUCUCCAUACCCCAACCGGUACGGGUGGGCCAUUCGGACGUGUGCCCUCGCCUCAAAGCAAUGGCAGCUCGACAUUCUUGAAUGAAUUGUCCGGAAAUGUCGCACGCAUGACUGCUCAUGACUCAACGACCUUUGCUGCUGAGGGGAAGGCUGAUAACUCGGACUCGCAUACCGAGUCUAGUGUACGAUGGGACUCACAUUCUGGCGGGCAUGACCGGCUAUAUUCUGGAGAACAUACCCAUGAAGAUGACGACAGAUCUCGUCGCAACAUCCAUAACAGACAAAGCGACGAAGAAGAACGGGACUCUGUCGUGUCCUUUUCGGGUGAAAAAUCGUACUUUAUGUCGACGGGACGACCUUCUUCGUUGUACGGCGGAUCGCAGUCUUCUUUUGCGAGUCAUCGCAUGUAUCAGUCAUCGAUCGCGAGUACGGAUCGCGAUGGAAGUUCGAUAGCUUCUUUCGGAGUUUCUUCUGCGGGCGCGACGUUCGGCGGUUCGGAACGAGUCAGUGAGGGUGGUGCCUACUCGGAUGGAGCCAUUUCGGAAUCGGCAAGCAUGGUGAAUUCAUCCAAUGCUAGCACAGCUUUCGGCACGGAUUUCCCAUCUGCAAGUGAAGGGCAGUUCUCGGCCCCUGGGACGACGAUCGGUGGCUCGGAUAACGCUAGUGACGGGGGAUUUUCGGAUGGCAACGCAUCCGAAACUACCAGCGUGUGUGAAUCUGUGCGUACAAAUUCGCGAUUCGAGACGGAGUUCAGUGGAUCAAAUGGUGAUUACACGAGCGUCGGGGCAGUCGAACAUCGCGGCAUGCCGGGAUCGUUCGGACCUUCUGCACCAGAAUCUGAGUCCGUCACUACGUUUGGGGGAGUUGUACCAACUGCAGCAGCAUCAAUGUCUGGAGGCAAUGAUGCUUCUGCUGGCACGGACCCGUUCGCAAGCCCACCAAGAGCUUUUUCCUCCUCAGAACGCACGACGAAUGUUCCGCUUACCACUACUUAUGGAGACUCAAGAUUUGGCCACCGACCGGAAGGCGUUGUCCAGAAAGAAAGCAUUCAGAGUGCUGCUUCGCUGUUUGGCACUACUGCUGGAGCUGACGUCCCAAACCCGUUCGGCUCUUUUGGCCCACCAUCUGCUGUAGCUGUAUCGACGCCCAUUGAAGAGCACGAACUCCCGACAUCAGACGCUGUAGACCUUUUUGGUGCAGCCCCUUCUUCCAGUGGCUAUCAAAGCUCGUUUGCUCAGCCGACACAAAAUUUGCACGAUUCAGCUCCCAGUCAGUCGUACGACCAGACUUACGAUAAAGCGGGCAACGGAGCCCAUCCUGAUACCGAGACCCAGACGUCGGCAGCCGACUUUGUGCAGAGUCCGUUCUCGUCGGUGGAUACACAUGAUCGAGGUGUUUCUGUGAGCCCUUUCGACACUCAACGCUUCGUCGAUCAGAACAGAAUUGACCCGUUUGCAUCGCGAAGUGUGCAGCAUAGAUAUAACAGCUCGGCAACAUCUGCCGAAAGCCUGUUUAGUUGUAGUGGCGGAGACUAUGAGCACAGCUCGAGUUUCGAUCGUGGUGUUUCAUUACGCUUCGGUGGAGAUGCGCAGACCCCAGCAAACGCUGCAUACAGCCAACCGGCUAGAAAUGCCACGACUGUCGCUGGCCAAUUCGGGCAGCAAUCGAAUGCACCUAGCACGUCGCACAGUGGAGAUCAGAGCUACGACCAUUUUACCGCAACGUACUCGAAUCAAGCUUCUGUGGGUGCACCGAAGCACGAAAACCAGUUGGCCGUGGACGAAAGUGCUCGUACACUAGCCAACACGAUUGAUGCCCGGCCUAAUGCACCGAGCGAUGGUGUUGCAGUGGCUGAGAGUGCCACUGCUUAUAGCGAAGGCUUUGGACAACCUGGUUAUCAGUCGUCAAUGGACCGCAACACAGACCACUUUGAAGGCAGUGGGGUUGGUGGACAGGUCCACACUAGUCGAUCGACACCGGAAAACGCACAUAGCCAGAAACCCGCAGUGGCAACAUUCGCUAGCGCCAGCCGACCUACAAUAUCGCGUGGUAGUCAACAGGUUGGGCUAAGUCGUACUCCCGGGACUUCAAUCAGUUACAGUCCUCGUCCUGCGGCAGAAACAUUGAGCAGUGCCAGUCCGGCCCGGUCGUCGCAUGCUGGACAUUGGGACAACAGAUAUGCGCAUAAUGACAGUGACGCUGCUCUCGGUCUAGCUGGUGAUUUCGGCGACUAUACGCGACCGACUUCAAGCGCAUCGACUUACGCGUUUUUCGGGCAUUCGUCUGCUGACCCGUCGUCUGUGUCCAAUGCUGGCGAUGACCGUGCGAGAACUCCAUCAUCGGGGUCAACUCAGCAGCAGUCGCUAGUGCACACUCGUAUCCAGGAGUCGUUUGUACGAAGUGGAAGCAAUGCACCUUUGCUUGCAGAACCACAACACUCGCGCUUUCCGAUGCAUUCGGCUGCGUUGCGACCUCCGAUGCAAUUACGUGACGUUGACACGUCCUACGGAUCGGUCGAGGAUGCCAGUUUGUCGCGCCAUGGAUCCAGUGCUUCCCUGAGUCGAUACGAGGGCGAAGCGUCCUUUCAUCCUCAGCAAAAGACGUCGGAUGAAAGCACCCCGGCCUCUGUUGAUGCACGUUCAUAUGCUCGCGGUGCGCCUUCUGUGACUAGCACGGAAGCAGCGUCACUCCGUAUCGACAGCAGGGUAUCUCAAGCCUCAUCCGACCAACAGACUCCGUUUUCUCAAUCGUCCACAUUCAACGAGUAUGGUACGCGUGCGAUGCACGAGUUUGCGCGGCCACAGCAGGAUCUCGUGCAGCUGCGCGGGUGCUCGCAACCGAGUGAACAAGAAUUCGAUCGUGCGUACCCUGCAGCAACUACGGUACCGUUUCCAGCGCUGGCUGUACAAGCGACGGCAAGGGUGGGUGCUGACUUGAUGACCAACAUGGCGUCACCAGUGACGAAGGAAGACGUCAAAUACUCUCAGCCGCUCGAUGCGCGAUCUGACUGGAGUUCUCACUCGUUUGGUGGUGAGGUAUCGUCCACUGUCGCGCCGUCGUCCCUAGCGUCGCAGACAACUCCCCCGAUGCCAAGUCCAUUCGAGCACAACAAAUAUGGCCAGACGUCUGGGAAGCAACAUGAUCAUAUCCGCCACAGUGCAGCUUCCUCUUCACACUCCUCGCAUGGUGAGAUGGGUGGGCAUGCGUUUGGAGAAACUCCAGCAGGCAGCUACUUUAAGUCACGCGUACCAGAAGCUGGUACUGCGACUAGCCAUAGUCAUGUGCAGCAGCAGUACCAAGCACAUCAACAGCAGCUGCCCGACCUGCGUCAUGUCGUCGCAGGAUACGAUACUCAGGGUCGCGUUAUGCAAACUCAACCGCAUGGGACAGGCUAUGAUGCUGCGAGUCAACACGAAUACGGGAACGCCAUAGGAAACGAUGUCUAUCAGCAAGCGACUUCCGCCGCCCCGACUGCUGCCGUGAAAACCAGCAACAAAUACAAGGAUCCGUGCGUCGCACCGCCGUCGUGUCUGGUGGCAUUUGGCUUUGGUGGUAACAUGGUGACCAUGUUCCCUAAGCGGAAAUUGCGCUUGAAUGUUGCGGGAAGCAGCUUUUGUGGCAGCCCUCGCGGUGGACCAAUGGCGUCUGAGCUUGACAACGGAGGUGACAGUAAACGUUGCAUGGGACCGGUGAACUUGUAUCGCAUGAACCAGUUGCAUCCAAAAGAUGUCGAGGUUGAGCAAAUGGACAGAUUUCCGGGUCCGUUGACGGGAGACGUUCCUGUCGAGGACAUAUUGCGGUGUCUUGAUGACCGGCUGAAACGAAAUCGAGCCCCUACGGAUGCUGUCGAGGCUGGUGACGAAGACGACCGAGUUUUGCUUGGCGUGCUGCGUGUCUUGAUAAAAUGCAACGGUAAGUUGCGCUCUGAGCCAGGAAGUCUCAAUCUUGGCGCGCCCGAUAAGCCUGAGGCUCAGCUGAUAGCGCUGCUUAGCGAAAGCAGUGAACGGCGCAACGGGUUCAAACACCCAUCUUUCCCCGCACCCCAAGGGGCUCAUCUCAAGACACACCCGGAUGUUACGCUGAAACACACGAACGCCCUCCGCAAGCUGCUUUUGACUGGCGAUAGGAAGAGCGCAGUCUCCUCUGCAAUGACUGCGCAUUUGUGGCCAGAAGCCAUGCUUAUCGCAUCAUUUAUCGACAAAGAGAUGUACAAGCAAGUCUUGCGCACGUAUCUGGAUGAGCAUUAUGCAGCAGGUGAUCCGUGCCGUGCUCUUUUCUUGGCAUUCGCAGAUCAACAGGAGAAAAGUGUACAGGAGCCAAGGCCUUUGUUACAAACGAAUGUCCAGCAGUCGACGGAAUCUCUAAUCCUCACGAAUUGGGUCUCCCACGCCCAAGUUCUCCUGUCCAACCGUACUGCGGAUACUAACAAGAUUCUGACCGAACUGGGCGACAGGUUAUGGAGCGAAGCCAACGCAGUCGCGGCAGCACACAUUUGCUACUUGCUUGCUAGUAUCCCGCUAGGUGCGCCCACACCAAGCUCCAAAAUGGCGUUACUGGGAGGAGACCACCGGUCGCCAGCGGAAGCACGGUUUUAUGUGUCGCCUGGCACCUUGCAGUGUACCGAAAUUUAUGAGUGGGCCCAAAAGCAAGCGAAGGGUGCGUCGGCCAAUGUCAUGGUUCCAUUCCAGGGCUACAAGAUUAUAUACGCGAUGCUGCUAGCGGAUCACGGAAAGCUCGACACGGCGUUCAAGUACGUAACGUCGAUGCUCACAGUGAUCAAAGGUAUGACGGCAACGAUGAAGCCUGGCACAUCCGUUUACCUGGAAGGAAUGAAGAAUCAGCUGAUUGUUUUGGACGACCGGCUGCGCCAGCACCUUGGUCAAGGUCGUGUGGCUUCAGUGGCAGCAUCGAUUAGCCGUAGUGGGGGGUCGAAGCAAGCGGGCAAGUGGGGUCUAGGCAGUGCUUUGAGUAUGAUGGGCAAGAUCGUGAAUCGCGUGGUGGAGGGUCCUGAAUCAGACAUCGCACCUGCCGCAGUAGCUAGUGCGUCGACAUCUGGAGGUGUGUUCGUGAAUGGAGCUUCUUCACCUGUAGCAAGCUACCCGAGUGUUCCAUCAGUGAAUGAUGUGAGCUCAUCACCUACGUCACUACACCCACAGCCGUCUGCUCAACCGAAUCGUCCGCAAGGUUCGUAUGGCUCUGCGGCACCUGCUGGCAUGUAUGGCCAUGCAACCCCACCCGUUUCUCAAAACAGUGCUCCAGGAUCCUCGAAUGGAUACACAAGAGCUUACGCGGCACCGUGUUCAGCAGAACCCUCUUCGAGGUCAGGAGUAGCACCGUUAUCGGGCAACGGGAAUUUUGCUUCUACGUCUGGUCUACCCAUCGGCAAUGAGCAACAACAGCGGUCAGCGUCGGGAUCGUUAUCGAAGACCGAGAACUACGGCAACUCAGGGCCAUUGUCGAACAAGGGGCAAGGACCUCCGACGCAUGGAAUGGCACCACUGGUGUAUUCACAGCACUCGAGGGAGCCCUCUGGGGACGUCCAUAGCACACGCAGCAGCGAUAAUCUCGACAGGGCAAAUCCUGCUUGUCCUCCGCUUCGGCAGCAACCUCCCUUCGCGCAGAAGUCGCAGCAAGGCUCUCCUGCACACCUAGCGCUCCAGAACCCGUCUGCACUGAACACGUCGGAUGACACGUGCCCAUCCAGCCAACCCAAGACAUUUGCUGCCGAUCUGACUGCUCCAGUUCCGUUUACGGAUGCCGCUACUAUGAAUGGGCCUGCGAGUGAUAAGGGUAAAGCUGACCCCAUGUCUGACGCUACGAAGAAACCCGGGCGCUUCAAAACGCCGCCACACAGUAAUAGUGGCAAGGGCUCUGGAUGGCUGUCAGGUUUGUCAUCAUUCAUUGCCACCAAGAUAAAUCCAGAGGCCAAGGUGGCCAAGCUCGGCGAGCAGAUGGAGGCUUAUUUCGACGAAGAUGCGAAGCGCUGGGUGUUUCCUGGCGAGACUGCUCCUGAGGAAGCUGCAAUGCCUUCUGCGCCACCUACUGCCCCGCGACUAGGGAGUGCACCUGGAUCCAGCGCCGCAGGUUUACCACCGACAGGCACAGCCUCAGCCCCUGGCUCAAUUAGCAGUGGUCCCGCGCCCAAUGACCCGCUCGCUGCACUCAUGGCGCCACCCCCUGCUCGCGUGCUGAUGAAGAAGGACCCGUUGGCUGCCAUGAUGGCACCUCCUGCACGUCCAGGUAUAUACGGCAUGCACCGGAGUGCGUCCAUGACUCAACGCAAACCCGCGCGCCCGCAGUUUGCGGUAUUCAAGCCCACUGCAGCCGCCCCGGACAAGCCCAGCGGAUAA
Hyaloperonospora brassicae is the source of this 8229-nucleotide messenger RNA. NCBI's taxonomy places the organism in Eukaryota, Oomycota, Peronosporomycetes, Peronosporales, Peronosporaceae. The record is from the annotation of a GenBank genome assembly.